AUGGUCCGCCACAAGAAAGACAACUUCUCACGAGGAGGCAAGAAAUCCAACAACCCCCGCCCUCGGCCAGGACCCCGCGAUGAUGGAGAAGGUGCAGGCUCGUCGCGGCCUGCGUAUAAAGCCGCAUGCUGGGACAUGGGACACUGUGACCCUAAGCGCUGCUCUGGAAAGCGAUUGAUGAAACUGGGCUUAAUGCGGGAUCUUCAUGUUGGCCAGCGACACCCUGGUGUGAUCGUUUCUCCAAAUGCCAAGCGAAUCGUCUCCCCGGCCGACAAGGAUACCAUGGAACAAUUCGGUGUGGCUGUAGUGGAAUGCUCUUGGGUGCGAGUUCAAGAAGUGCCCUGGUCACGGAUCGGCGGAAAAUGUGAACGACUUCUUCCGUACCUCAUCGCCGCUAAUACUGUCAACUACGGAAAACCAUGGAGGUUGAACUGUGUCGAAGCGCUCGCCGCUUGCUUUGCAAUCUGCGGCCGUUUGGAGUGGGCGGAAGACAUCCUCAGACAUUUUAGCUAUGGAGCUGCAUUCUUGGAUAUUAACAAGGAGCUCCUGGCACGCUAUGCUGCAUGUGCCACCGAAGAAGAAGUCAAGAAAGCCGAAACGGACUGGCUUGCCAAAAUCGAGCAAGAGUACGAAGACAACCGCCUCGAGGGAGGCGAUGAUAUUUGGACAACUGGAAAUACCAACCGCAUGCCUGCACGGGGGUCAGAUGACGAAAGUGGAGACGAGGACGACGAAGAGGACAGCGACGAAGAGGAAGAAGAGGACAAAGAUCCCUUUGCGAUUUCUGACGACUCAGAGGACGAGGCCCAGAUGGCCGAGAUUCGGCAAAAGAUCCUGAACUCGAAAUCUUUCCAAAACCCCGAAGAAGAGGAGAAGCAACAGCCGGAAAAGAUCUCUCGACCGGAACAGGUGUACGUUGACUCGGAUGCUGAGUCUGGCUCGGCAGGAAGUGAGGAUGAGGCUUUCGACAAUAUCAUCAAUGCAACCACUGUCACUGAUCGUACUGGGAUCAAGGCAAUCCAACAACGGCGAGCAAAGGAGACUGUGACUGGUUCAUUCUCUAGGGCUGAGAUCUCCGCCCCGAAAAGAUGGUGA
Messenger RNA from Penicillium salamii, 1095 nucleotides. Lineage: Eukaryota; Fungi; Ascomycota; Eurotiomycetes; Eurotiales; Aspergillaceae. The record is from the annotation of a GenBank genome assembly.